GAACCUUCUCCCAGAGGUAUUGGUGGAAUGCCGAGUUCUGGGCGGCCCUGGAUCACCGGUUGUUCUUUUCAACGCCGGCGAGUUUGACGCUGCGCCCUAUGUUGGCUAUCUGUCGGACAACGCCAUCACCGGCGCCCAUGCGAAAGCGGUCGACGGCGCUGUCAUCAUGAUAGAGCACCGUGGCUAUGGCGCAUCUACACCCUUUGCCGAGCAAGACACUGCCAACUUGCAGUACCUCUCCCUGGAAAAUGCCAUCAAGGACAUGGUCCAUUUCGCUCGCGACGUGGAGCUGCCAUUUGACAACAACCGGAGCAGUAAUGCACCCCAAUCCCCAUGGGUCUUCGUUGGCGCUUCGUGCACCGGGGCCUUGGCUGCUUGGAUCCAGAAGCUCGCACCAGGGACCUUCUGGGCGUACCACUCUAGCAGCGGUCCCGUGCAGGCCAUCUACAACUUUUGGCACUAUUAUGUGCCUGUCCAGGAAGGAAUGCCUCAGGACUGUCGGAAGGCGUUUGAGCAGAUUUCCUCGCAGGUGGACAAAGUGCUCGGAAACGGCACAGCCACUGAUGUUGGUCGUCUGAAGGCCAUGUUCCAGCUGGAGAAGCUCGAGUACAACGACGACUUUGCCAAUGCGAUAUCCUCACCACUGGGAGGGUGGCAAUCUACUGGUUCUGCCACCGACGACGCAGGUUUCCAAGCCAUGUGCAAUUCUAUUCUGGGCGGAGGGCCAGCCGCGAGGUCCAACCUCACGGCAGGUGGCACCGGUGGGGUAGAUGUCCUCACCAACUACGCCAACUGGUUUAAAACGCAAUAUUACCCAGAGUGGGAAGCCGAGGGCUCCGUGGGCUGCUUUGACACGCACAACGCAAGCAGCCCCUUCUACCGCGACUGGACCGCAAACAACACGGCCCACCGGCCGUGGAUGUGGCAGCUGUGCGACGAGCCCUUCUUCUACUGGCCCACGGGCUCGGCCCCCGAGGGCGUGGCCACCAUCGUGCCGAGGGCGAUCACGCCAGAAUACUACCAGCAACAGUGCGACCUGUUCCUCCCGGAGCAGGGGAACCACACCUACGGCUCCGACGACGGCGCGACGGACAUGCAGCUCAACCAGCUGACGGGCGGGUGGAACUUGACCAACACCACGCGACUUUUAUGGAUAAACGGCGAGUUUGAUCCUUGGCGCUCCACGUCAGUGUCGAGCGACUUCAGACCCGGUGGUCCUCUAAAGUCGACUCCGGAAGCCCCUGCCCUUGUCAUGUCAGGCGCGAGGCACUGCGAGGACAUGCAGAUACGCAACAAUGUGAAUCCGGCCGUCGGGGAGGCCUAGGAGGCGGCCACGGCGCAGAUCAAGACCUGGGUUGCCGAGUUCUAUGCUCAGGGGGACGGGAAGGCCACAGUAGGGAGGGGAAAGACCAG
Gaeumannomyces tritici R3-111a-1 is the source of this 1413-nucleotide messenger RNA. RefSeq lists its product as hypothetical. Gene Ontology annotation, biological process: proteolysis. Bases 167 to 1324 code for a protein of 385 amino acids. The transcript has 7 exons. The record is from RefSeq and is a predicted model, not a curated record. NCBI's taxonomy places the organism in Eukaryota, Fungi, Ascomycota, Sordariomycetes, Magnaporthales, Magnaporthaceae. Gene Ontology annotation, molecular function: serine-type exopeptidase activity; dipeptidyl-peptidase activity.